Brienomyrus brachyistius is the source of this 1635-nucleotide messenger RNA. Its product is annotated as protein FAM181A-like. The transcript has 2 exons. NCBI's taxonomy places the organism in Eukaryota, Metazoa, Chordata, Actinopteri, Osteoglossiformes, Mormyridae. The record is from RefSeq and is a predicted model, not a curated record. Bases 224 to 1090 code for a protein of 288 amino acids.
AGCAAGGUGGACACGAUAGAGCACUGGGACCGACAAUGGGCUCCAGCACCCUCUCGGAUGGCUACCGGCCGGGCCCGACGAAGAAGGAUUGCUGCCCCAAAACAAGGGCCUGUCUGUGCAGCUGCUGCUGAGGGCGUGGGGAAAGUUAUGAAGACGGCAAAGAAAUCCGUAACUUGCACCGAUAGUAUGGAUUAACCGAAUCUAUAAAUCUAAUAAUGAAAUCAUGGCCAGCGCGGACAGUGAAGUAAAAACAUUGCUGAAUUUUGUCAACUUGGCAUCAAGCGAUAUAAAGGCUGCCCUUGACAAGUCCGCUCCGUGCAGGCGCUCGGUGGACCACAGGAAAUACCUACAGAAACAACUGAAACGCUUCUCCCAGAAGUGCUCCAGGAUGCCCUCCAGGUGCCAUGCGUACAGGGCGGAUGAAUGCGGAGUCCCCAAAACCCUUGAAGACAAGUCUGCAGUGUACGCGUUUGAACCAGUGAAUCGUAACCUCCAGUUUUCCCGAUUGAAAGACAGGAGCGGAGCGGAAGUGCGAACCGAGGACAACUCCGGGCUGAAUCCGAACCCCAAAGUGGAGCACGAUCCUCACAGGCAAGACCAGGUGCCCAUGAGGAAGCGGCAGCUCCCCGCGUCGUUCUGGGAGGAGCCCAGUUCCUCCAGGAGCAAACGUGAUGCUUUGCCGGUCUCCUGGAGGAAGAGCCCUGGAGACGUCGGAGCCAGUGGGCCUUCAGCUCCGGAGGAGGAGAACAAGAAGAAAUCUCCAGACGAGAGAAAAGCUCAUUUAAUACUCUCAAGUGAUCAGAUCGCAGCCGAGAAAGAGCCGCUAAUGCUGGACAUCACCCCAGGAAGCGUGAACGUGUGCGGCUGCUGUCCUUUUCAGUACCAUGGACACCACGUCUUCCAAGGCCAUAUAGUCCUUCCCCACUCAAGUUUCUCGGAGGUGGGAUUAUGGGGGAAUACCACGGUUGUCCAUGCGGAGACAUCGGACAUCCAAAAUGGACAGAAAAGUCAAACUCACGUCGUUGUGAAGCCCAUCCCCACAAAACCGUCGGUACCAUCUCCUAUUUUCAGUGUAUUUGGAUUUAUCUGACGGUCAUAUCGUCUUUUAGACCAUGACCAGCAACUAUGGAACAAGCACAAUGUAAAUAACUGUUAGAUAUUUUGUGAUAUUUGGUUAAAACUCCCCGAUCAAUCUAUUUAUUGCAGGCUCUAAUUAAAACCAUUGAAAAUGUUUAUUUUUCCAACAGUAAGGCUAUUUUUUUCUAACGGGCUAAAGUUUUGUUUGUUAACUGUGUAUAGGCCUAUGUGAUCUGAAGCACUUACGUCAAAUUAACAAACACUGAAUGAAUUCAUGAAGAUGUGAAAAGAAUUUAAAUGUUCUUUUUCCGCGAUUACCAAGGCAGCUGUAUAGAAUAACGUAAUAGGAUACAACACAUAGAGGAUUAAUUAUAAACAUGCUAUAGCCUAUAUUUUGAGAAUGUCAGUUUCUGAUGUAACAAAUUGUGUAUUCACUUGUACGUCAAAGCUUUAUCAGCAUAAGGGUAUGUGUAAAACUUACUAAAUCUGUGUCAUGGAAAAUGCCAAAAGAACGUGUUUUAACAGCAAUGUAUGACACCUUGUAAGAUUAAAUUGUGU